GGAUUUAUUUUUUCUUUAUAUAGCAACAUUAUUUGUUUUUUAUUUUAUUUAUCCGUCUACAUUUCCACUUUUAUUUGCUUAUUCUUUUAUAGAUUUAGUUUUGUAAUUGGGCACUCUCACUACUCCAUAGGUUACUGCUAAAUAUUCACCCAACUAUUUCUACUACCUCUAUACAGCUACAGAGGAUCUUCUAAUGGCCAGUCGUGACCUUUAAUAGCAUAUUUCAUGAAUAUGAAUGUUAAUUACAGUCAUAUUAAAGUGUUUUCAACAGAUUUACAGAGGAGAGGAAUGUGAAGUUGAGCCACUCUGCCCCCUGUCUAUUCCUACACACAUACACACGCACGCGCACACAAGCACGUACCCCCCCUCGUGCGCCCCUGCACGCGGCCUCUGACAGCGGGCCUUGUGCACGCGGGACGCUCCGCCGCCCUUCGCCUCCGGGUCAGACCGGACUCUGCUCCGUCUUGUUUGAAAACUCUCUCCCUCUCUCUCUGGGACUCCUGUCAUUCUCUCUCCGUGUCUCUCUCCCUCCCCCCUCCUCUCCCACCGACCUCACCUCUCCUGGAGGCCUCGAGCCCAGCCGCGGGACUCGAAGAAAGAAGAAGAAGACGCGGGACAAGAAGCGCGCCGGCCGGCCGGGAGACGUGUUUCAGAGGAGGCGACGUAGAUUUCUCCUGAUCUCUGGUCGAUGGAUUUCUCACUGACAACACAACAAUAUUUUAGCUAGAAAAUCGAGUGAAGCAUGGGUGACUGGAGCUUUCUAGGGCGACUGUUGGAGAAUGCUCAAGAACACUCCACUGUAAUUGGAAAGGUUUGGCUGACUGUCCUCUUCAUCUUUCGGAUCUUAGUGCUGGGAGCAGCAGCUGAAGAAGUCUGGGGUGACGAGCAGUCGGACUUCACCUGUAACACGCAGCAGCCCGGUUGCGAGAACGUCUGCUACGACGAAGCCUUCCCCAUCUCCCACAUCCGUUUCUGGGUGCUGCAGAUUAUCUUCGUCUCCACGCCCACCCUCAUCUACCUGGGCCAUGUGCUGCACAUUGUCCGCAUGGAGGAGAAGAGGAGGGAGAGGGAGGAGGAGCUCAGGAAGGCCGGGCGACACCAGGAGGACCACGACCCUCUGUACCACAAUGGAGUUGGUGACGGAGGAGGAGGUGGCGGGAAAAAAGAGAAGCCCCCCAUCCGGGAUGAGCAUGGAAAGAUCCGCAUCCGUGGGGCCUUGCUGAGGACCUACAUCUUCAACAUCAUCUUCAAGACUCUGUUUGAGGUGGGCUUCAUCUUGGGACAGUACUUCCUCUAUGGCUUCCACCUGAGGCCGCUCUAUAAAUGUGGCCGCUGGCCCUGCCCUAACACUGUGGACUGCUUCAUCUCCAGGCCGACUGAAAAGACAAUCUUCAUCAUCUUCAUGCUUGUGGUUGCCUGUGUCUCUUUGGUCCUCAACCUGCUGGAGAUCUACCACCUGGGCUGGAAAAAGGUCAAGCAGGGCGUCACUAAUGAGUUUGCACCUGACAGUGAGUCGCUGCGCUUUAGUGGAAAUGGGCCUGGAGAUGCUGAGACCAUUCCUGAGCAAACCUCUCCAUCAGUGCUUGACUGUUUGCCAACGUACGCUACUGUGAGCGUUGGGGGCAGAGCAGGAGAAGGAGCCUACAGUCCAACUGAAUCCUCCCCUACAGUGAUCUCCUUAAACCCUAACAUGGCCACCGCUCCUGUGCCUGCUGGAUUCAAGGUGGAUGCACUCCGCUCAGACGAGAUCCUGCCAGAGGCUUUGCCUGCUUCCUGUUACAGCAAUGGUGAGAAAGUGAGCAUUGGAAGCCAUGGGCAGCUGUCAGCGAUGGAGCAGAACUGGAGCAACAUGACGCUGGAGCUCCAGAGUCUGGAUGGAAAAAAUUCCUCCUCCUCCUAUCCUCCCCCUCUUCCCUCACCCCCCACCUCUGCAUCCUCCUCUCCUCAGGAGGAGACCCCUCCAUCUCCAGAGGAGGAGCAACGCUCCACAUGUCCCACGCUUCCUCGCAAUACUCCUCUUUCAGCCCUCACACCAGAGGAGCCAGCGGUGGACGAGGUCUCCACAGCGCCUUGUACGGUCCAGCAUGAUGACUUCACCGUGGUAACCAAGGCGGAGAUGCAUCAGCCUCCUGCAGCUGCAGGAACAGACAUCCGGAAGCCAAGUCGGGUCAGCAAGAGCAGUGGUGUCCGAGCUCGCCCUGAUGACCUGGCAGUGUAGCUAACACACACACACACACACACACACACACACACACACACACACACACACACAUUUACACACCCACGCAUACAUUAUUCAUCUUAUUGUUUAACACUCUGCCAAAAUGCGUAUUUUAAAAUUAGUUCUUCAAGCAGUACCAUCAGCAUUUUGUCAGUCAAACACUACAGAUCUCCAACAUGGCUGCCAGAGGGUGUGCUACAGCACCUAAAGCCCAGUGUUUUAAUGAGUACCUGUCUGGUGCAAAGAGAGAAAUGAAGGCGCCAACAUGGAAACUUCUUACUGUCCUGGCCACUUCUCUUUAAAGAAUGAGGAAAAGCAUUAUAGGAUCAUGCAAGGUCUAUAGGAGAAUUGCAAACCUACUCACUCGCACACAUACACACACCUAAAGUAUACAUCUAACCAGCACUGACACAAAUAAGGAAGGCUUAUAGUGGUGAUGAUGAUGAUGAUGAUGAUGAUUGGACUGACUAAUAAGUUUUGGAGCAUAGAGACAGCAAUACUAUAUUCUUUUAUUUUUACCUGUCUUUUAUUUCUUUGCUGGGAGACAUCAGAGGAGAGGUUUGCACUUUUGUUUCUUUAUUUUUAUUUUCCCUGUGACGUGAUGAUGGAGCUGAACGGUCUGUGGGUCUGUGGAACUCGUCCGUCUUCGUGUGUCGUUCGCACCCGGCCUGUAGUUUCGAUGAAGAGAGGGACGCAGCAGCGUUAGGACACAGGAAAGCAAUACAGCAGUCCCACCCUGAGACAUAGUCCUUAGGCUUCACAGGCUGUGUGUGUGUGUGUGUGUGUGUGUGUGUGUGUGUGUGUAGGUACCUUAGUCUUGUUUCAGUGUUUAUAAAAUGACAUCUCUGCAGUUACAUCAGGGUAAACUAUAUAAAGUAUAUAAAUAUGUAAAUAUAUAGUGAUGGAUAGUAUUGAUAUGCACCACAGGAUGUUAUACAGAACUACCUACAUUUUUAAAAGUUUGUCUCUGAUUAAGCUGCAAUUUAGAGCGACUUUGAUCGAGAAAACCACGAAUCAAAAGAGCUUUUCUAACAGUGACCCGACGAGGUGGGUUAAAUAAAAAAAGAAUACAUGAUCAAGGGCUAAAAAACCAUUAUUUUGUGUUCUUUACUGAACAAUUUGACGCUUUGCAGCUUAAACUGAGCAUUAAAACUAGUACACCUUCUUUCUGAUGAUUGUGCUUGCAGUGUGUUACAGAACUGUUGAGUUCCUCCUAGCUGUUCUGUAUAGGAGGACUCUUAAGUUAAUUUUUCUAGAUGAGCUGUAGAAUAUACUGUAGCUUUUAGAUAUUUUUUUUGAAAAAACAAGAAAGCAGUAUGAGCUUAAAAAUGUUUCAUUUCUCUGUUAGUUCUUAACAGACUUCCCACAUGUGAAUUUUUCCUGUUUCACUCAUUAAUUCCUGCCAAAAUAAGGAAAUAACAUACAGGAACAAGUUCCUACCGUAUAAAUUUGGUUACGUUGAAGAACAGCAGCUUCCCAGUAACUUUUACUAAUUUUAAUCAUCAGGAAUGAAAAAUAUACUUUAACAACAAGACAACAAGGGAGAGUGGUUUGGGGCAAACUGUGCAUUGGGUUUGUGUAUCUUUGUGUUUCUCUCUGAGCAAAGUAUUAGUUGAUUGUAAUUAAGGUGCUUGAAAAAUCCAGUUGCUAGAUAGUCCCACAGAUCAUGUGUUUGGAUUAGAAGUUGAACACUGUAACCAAAAUAAGAGCAGUCAUCAUGGUCUAAAUCUGGAUUAAACCCAGGUAUUAUACAUAAGGUGUCAUUCAUAUGAGUACAUUUUAUUUUGAAAAGCCAGUAUGUUCCACAAACCCUCAUUAGCACUGUUUAACAACUUUGAGCUUUUACUUUGAAAGCACAGUCCAGCGUCAGUCAGCUGUGAGUCACUGGUUUCUGGCAGAGAGCAGACAAAUUACAGCUCAAAAAGCUUUGAUGCAGUAGAUUUUUUUUAUUGCAGUUGUCAAAUCUUUAAGUGCCUUAAAUAAUGCUCUUAUAUGUUCAUAAUAAUAAUAAAUACAUCCAGAUAAAGGAAUUUUCACUCAUCUGCAUUCAUGACAAUUUGAAAUUUGGUCAAAAACAUUAAAUAUUUUAGGUCCAAAAUAUUCUAAAUUAUAAAUCAGCUGAAUAUUAGCACAAAGGCUAACUUUUAAAAUGCCAAUAUUAUGUGCAUGUUGCAGCAUAUUUGGCACUUUGGUAAAUAAUAUAUCAGUUUGAUCAGAAGAAUGACACUGUUUACUUCUCACGUUUCACUUGGACAGAGCUGUACAAGCUGCUUCUAGUCCUGAAGCUUAGCAAAGCUAAAUGUGACAGUAGGACCAGUCUGGUUCUAUAGCUUUCAACAAGAAUAUUUUGCAAAAUGUGCCACUCCAUAUCUGUUUGGUAAGCUGCAACAAAAUGUGAACUGGUGCUCCAUGUUAUUAAAAGUUAUUGAGAUGUGGAUCUAACUAAGAACUCAAGGAUUCAACACAGGGCAAAUUGCUAAUCUGCUUUACCAGCUCAUAUAUUUUACUCCAAUUUGGGACCAUAAAUCACAAAACAAGCAUAAAGCUUGCUAUUGUGACACCUUAACCUCACUUGGAAAAUGUUUACUGGACUAAUAAAUGGUCAUUUUCUCUCAGACUUCAAUACAAUCAAGCCUCUUUUUGCUACCAGAAGAGUCGACCAUUGAUUGCUACUAGAAAAAAAUGUAGAUUUGAGGCACUUUUGUAUUGGCUUCUUCUUAUCAGACCUGAAGAAUAUGUUCAUAUUUUAUAUAUAGUCUAUGCAAACAAUUGUCAUCUUUACUGUUAACAGCUGUUGUAGAGUGUGACAAUAUGUGUGCAACCACAAGUUACAGAUUUAUUUUUUUCACAUUAAGGAAGCUAUUAGCAUCUCCAGACCACAAACUAGUUCCAGCAGCAUGAACCUCAGCUCUCCCUCACCAUUCUUGCUGAAUAUUAACCUCUAAAUGAAACUGAGCCAUAGGAGCCAGUAUGAUUUGUUCCUUAUGUACUUUUCCUACUAUGACAGGAAAAAAAGGUCCUGUUGACUUUCCCAUGGUGCUACGCUGUGAUUUGAGGAGGAACAUUAUGUCUGUAGGCUGAGAUCAGUGGCAUCACCAGCUGUUCUUUUAGAGUUUUAAAAUCAGUGAUUGACGUCUAAUAAUGAAUGCAACAACAGCUAUGCUGCACAAACCAACAUACAACAUGAGUUGACAAAUGAGAAACACUGCAUGUUGAUUUCAACACAUCAGCUACAUUAAUGACAACUCACUGUGUACAAAAGGAUAAACUAGAGACUGCAUAUUGCGUUGUUUGUGGACUGCGUCAACUGUUUACACGUCUCAUGAAGCUUAGGAAGCAAUAAACGACUUCAGCACACCAUGGCAGCUGAAACACCCAAUCUAUUCUUAGAGAAGAUGUUGCUCGCUAUGAUGUGUGUGAUUUAAACCCAAAGAGAUAUACGCCAAAGAAAUCACACUACAUGAUGGACUCCAACCACAAGAUCAGUUUUACAACCCAUUGAUGGACGAUUGAAGACAUUUUGUUGAACUUUGUCUCUAAAAUGCUGUUGAAACAAGGUUUACUUCUUCCUAUUGGUGAAAUGUUUUUUUCCUAACCUUGUUGUUCCAAGCUGUUCUUAGUACCUUCAAUAUGUUGGUAAAGAUUUGCACAGUUAUUUAUGAGGAUAUAAAGAAGAAAAAUGACAAAGCUUGUCCUAUGAAGAAGGAUAUUCACAUAUUUUUGUUUAUUUACGGAAAUACUGCAAACAAAGUUGGUGUGGAUAAGAAAUGAACCUAAAAUGAUUUUAUUUUUCUGUCCUGAAUCUGGAUUAAGAGGCUAUUGGCUGCUCCAGCUUUCACACCAUGGACGUGCCUCGAAACAAAGCUCCUCUGAUGGAGAGCGUGAUGGAUUUUCACCAAAAAGCAGGAACACACUCCCACUUAUGGAAAAUGAAGAAUAACUUCCUCCCAUUGUAAACUGACUGUCUUUGAAGAGAAGUGCCUUGUGUCUGAACCUUUUGUUAAAGAACAUGUUGAUGUAAAUGUUCAUUUACCUCAGAUGUUUACAGAACUGUCACUGAAUAAACUUUUUGUACCAUACCUGUGGUUGUUCCGACAUACUUUGGGAUCCAAAAACCAAAACCGUUCAACCGGAUGUCCGCUUUAAGUUGUAAAGAUGUGUAACAAUAGCAUAGCAUGCUAACCACCUUAUUGUCAAUAGGUAUAGGCAAUGCUAUUAUUUUCUAUGUUAUUAGCUUCACAUAAACAGAAUUCUGUUAAGGAGUAUAGCCUGUUACAUUAUAAAUAAAUAAGUAAAUUUAGCUGAAGAUGGAAUUUUCACCUAACUCUGAGUGCUAGCUAAGAGUUAUGUUAAUUAGCUAGCUAAUUACACCUAGCAGUCAUUUCCUCUGGUCACUGGCUUGAAAUAAGCAGCCUGCUUUUGUUUACAUUGGUAUGAAAGGACUCAUUAGUUCAAAGAUCAUUCAGACUUUUAAUGAAUUAAUGUGUUUGCCAAAUGCAUAGAUGCAUUCUAGAUAAUCUUAUCUUCUAUCAUCCACAGUUAAUACUGAAACAUUUUACCCUGUGACCUUUCCAUUACUCUCACUGUCGGGCCAAAUUCCCAGGUGUCCAUUAGAAAGAUUUCGCAACAAAAAAUGUUGUGGGAAUAAACAUUUCAUCAUGUGCUCUCUUUUUUUUUUGACUGACCUGAACUGGAAACACCUCAAACUAUCUAAUAAUACCUGUUUCUUCACAAGAAUGGAGUCAAAUAAACAGAUAAAUGUGGCCUACUGUAAAUUUUAAUCAUUUUAUCCUGAUGACCGGUUCACCUAUUCAUUUGUUCUGAAUUCAUAACCUGUACUGUGAGCCGUGUGUGUGUGCGCGCUGAUGUCUCGAUGUGUCCUGCUGUGUGUCCUCAUGCCGUCGCCCAUGAAGCUGUGCUGAGGCCAGCGCUUCCUUUAUGCUUGCUGAAAGUCCCAGGGAUUUUGGCUGAACAAAAACCUCUCCAGGGAGUGAAAGGCUGUGAAUGCCUGCUAAUGCUGGUCCGACCUCUGGACUCCUGCAGGCUGCUGCGUAUGUGUCUAUAUGAUUCAAUAUGAACACGGACAGCCAGUGAAAAUACGACGUAUUGUCAAAAUGAUACAGAUCAGAACUAAAAUAAGAAGCAUUUUGCAGUUUUGACUUUUGAAGUGUGCUAAUUUAAAGUGUGACACUAAUGUUGCAGAGAGUCUAGGUAUAAAUAAAUUAUGACUUACAUUUUAAAUAAACACUGAAUAGAAAUCUCAAAUAUGCUUGUCACACUUCAUUCAUCACAUGAGAACACUGAAGUGUUUGACGCUUUAACCCUCCUGUUAUCUUCAUUUACAGGCACCAAAAAAUAUUGUUUCCUUGUCUGAAAAAAAAAAAAAAAAAUCAGCAAAAAAAUCCCCAGAUUUCUGAAAAUUUGCAAAGCCUUCAGGAAGAAAAUUCCAGUAACUCCUUAAAAGUUUUAUUUUAAAAAAAUCUCCCAAAUUGGCAAGUAAAUUCUUGUAAAUAUUUUCAAAAAUGAAUAAAAAUCUUCAAAAAAAAAAAAUCCUAAAAAUGUCUCAAAUUAAUACAUACAUAUCGGUAAAACUUCUAAUAUUUUCUUGAAGAAUAUUCACAAAAAAUCAACCAAAAUCCAGCAAAUUUCGCUGGAUUUUGGUUGUUGUUGUUUAACAUUAGUUUAAUUUGCUACAUUAUUUACUUGUCACAGCAGAAAAAGAGACGCUCUGAAGAAACGAUCAAAUCUCUUGCUCAAGGACAAGGAGGAAAAUGGAGAGGUAGAAGACAGCUGAGCAAAUUCAUCUUGGUGAAACUGAGGUGGGGCCCCUUGGUUGUUGGAUGGGACUUUUGGACUUCUGGAUUAGUAUUAAAAGGAGCAUGAGCCAUGAAGGAAGGAUGCAGGAGCAGGAUGAUGGGAUUGAAGGAUGCCUGAGCAUGUAGACUUUAUAAAGCCUGCAAACAGAGAUGGAAAAAAAAUAUGAUGAGAUUAAAAGGUCAGAGACAGAGGUGUAAUACAACCUGGAGUCCACCAGAGGGUGCUGGCGUCACAGGUCACGACCCUGACUCAGGUGAAGAAACCGGAAGCGCGGGUCGUCCGGUCCGAAGUGUAAAGUGACCAAAAUGGAGGAAGAAUGAAACCGGAACAGCCUCGUUUUGUUGUCGAAGCGGCUGAUGGGAAGGUUUCUCCUCCUCCGGACGGUCUGCAGACGAGCCACGGUCCGGGUUCGGUUCUUGGAGAAGUCCGGUGCGGUGGAGUGGUGGAGGGCUGCUGGGAGUGAUGGAGCCGGGUCUGUAUUUCUGGUGACGGCUGGUCCGAGGAGAAGAAGCCAGAGACUGAUUUAGAGUUACUUUUGUCCCGUUUGGUGAACUUGGACGUCGGUGGAUGAGGACCUUGGAGAGAAACUUCUGACUGCUGGUGGUGGUUGUGUGUGGAGUUGGAUUGUUCUCCAACAUAUCGUCCCGUCUGGAGCAGUUCAGGAUCCAUGGUGAGUAAAUGAGUUACUUUCUGAAGUAGUAUUGAGAUGCUGGAUGGGCUAGCAGGUGUAAAUAAACCUGCCAGGUGAUAACAGGUGAACCGAAGUUAACUUCAUAUAGGUGGAGGGUUUACAUGUUGCAUUUGUGUACAUGAGCUGUUGACUAUUUAUUUAGCUAUUAGUCUGUUGGUGUAUGUUGGAUUGAGUCGUGUUUAAUGUAACAUACUAUAUAAUUUAAAAUGUUUGUGGGUCUGACCUGACAGUGAGUCAGACUUACUGAAAUAAGCCAGCAGUAACUUAAAAAUAAAAUAUAACAUAAAAUGCUUUCUUAAAUGGAAACUAGUAAGUCAAUGUACGAAAACUUGUUUCUUUUGUAUAAAUUACACCAGUGUGUGAUGAUGAUGAUGUCAAUGAGGUUUUAUGGGCAGUAAGUCAGGUUUAUUGAAAUAAACCUGACUUACUGAAUAAACUGCAGACCAGGCUCCUAAACAUUCAGGGCUGCAUAAAAAAAUGGCCAUUAAAUGGUUUUCAGGUUGUUGUUUGCACUGAUAGAAAACAUCUGUAUUCUACUCAGAAACAACUUGCCUUUUAGCUCCAUUAUACCAGGACUUUUAGAAAAAGAUUUGAGUAAAGCGCUCCAACAACAGUAGGUAACUGUGUGCAGGAUUGAGAACUUAAGAUACUGAAAAUUCACGACAAAGACUGUCGCUUUUACUCACUGUUUGGCGUCAUUUCAGAAGUUCUGGCACGAAACUCGUUGUUUAAAUAUUUAAACAUUCAGACUUUGCUCCUGCAGCUGCUUUAGUUGAACAGUGAGCCUGGCAUUAUUCCUGGUGUGACACUUUCUUUUGUACAGUAGGUCCUCUAGUGGCCAAUCUAUGACAUCACUGUAUGAACCUAAUCAGUUUUUGAUGCAAAUUGAGAAAACAGAGACAGUGUUUAUUCUUUUAAUAAUGAAUUUUUUUCCUUAACAACCUUUUAAAAAGAUGUAAUGACUCACAUCUCACAUGAGGGCUUUCUUUUCCACCUUUUAUUCACCAAACAAAAGUCAAACUUGACCGCAUGGAAGAAUUUUAUUUCCAAAAUCUUACAUGUAAGAUACAAGCUGACAUAAAUGUAGCUCUCUUCACUCCAUUUAAAGUGUGAUCAUUCUGAUUCUGUACUCUUGGCGUGUCUGGAUAAUUUUUUUCCUCACUCUCAAUCCUGGCAUCCCAUCAUUGCUGACGUGAUGCUCUGAGGGGCAACAAUUAUCCUUCCUGUAGCCAGUAUCAUGGGGCU
Molecule: messenger RNA, 9974 nt
Organism: Acanthochromis polyacanthus (spiny chromis)
Lineage: Eukaryota; Metazoa; Chordata; Actinopteri; Pomacentridae
Product: gap junction alpha-3 protein-like
Exons: 5
Coding region: 743-2218 (491 amino acids)
Biological process (GO): cell communication
Cellular component (GO): connexin complex
Source: RefSeq, a predicted model, not a curated record